This is a messenger RNA of Gavialis gangeticus (Gharial), 1418 nucleotides long. RefSeq names its product dolichyl-phosphate mannosyltransferase subunit 2, regulatory (gene DPM2). Gene Ontology annotation, molecular function: enzyme regulator activity. The coding region runs from base 34 to 288 and encodes 84 amino acids. The record is from RefSeq and is a predicted model, not a curated record. NCBI's taxonomy places the organism in Eukaryota, Metazoa, Chordata, Crocodylia, Gavialidae. The transcript is spliced from 4 exons. Gene Ontology annotation, cellular component: dolichol-phosphate-mannose synthase complex; endoplasmic reticulum membrane. Gene Ontology annotation, biological process: GPI anchor biosynthetic process.
GCGGUGCUAGGGGGGUCGGUGUCCCGCGAGGCCAUGGCCACAGCGACGGACCAGCUGGUGGGCUUCGGGCUGGUGGCCUUCAGCCUCGCGCUCUUCGCGUACUACACGGUCUGGAUCGUGGCGUUGCCCUUCAUUGAUAGCAAUCACGGGAUUCACAAGUACUUCCUGCCCAGGGAAUAUUCUGUUACCAUUCCUGUGGUUGCAGGGCUCCUGCUGCUGCUGUUCAUAGGGACUUUCAUAGUGAUUGUGAUGUGGAAGAACAGGAAACCUGCCAAGAAAUUGAACUGAAGACAGCGGGCCAGGGAAUGGGUGCAGGUUCCUACCUGCAGUGUCUUGAUGGGGCCAAUACUUUGACCUGCAGUAACAGGUGGCCAUUUCCUCCCGCAACCAAAGACUCCUUUGUGUUAUAGCCUGGAUACUGGGCCUCACCAUGCUCUUAGCACUUCCUACCCUGCAGAGCACAUCCAGCCACUUGAUCAAACAGAAGAGAAACUGACUGGAUAUCAUACACAUCCAGACAGGGACCAGAGCCUCAGCUUUAGUGAAACUGCCUCAGCUAGGGCUGACCAGGACAGACUGACAGCUCAGGGCUCUGCAGUUGGGGAGCUUUGUGCAGCCUCCACUUGCCCUGUGUUAAGGGGAGAAGGCAACAGUAGUGAGCAGAGCAAAUAGCUGGCUGCCUGGCUCCAUUGGAUCUUUGCCUCUGGCAACACCUCUUGCUCUGUUGCUCUAUUUUUUCUCCUUCAAGUGUUUUAGAGUUUACAGAUUGGAUCCAUUACGUGAAAAACCAAGAGAUUGUGGACCAAGGUUGGUGGCUAGGGGCGGAUCCCUUCUUACUUGCCUGUAGGGGGUGCAACACACCUUGUUUUGUGCUAAUGGUAGUCAUAGCACUGGGAGAGUUGCACGGAGCUCACCCAGGCUCUCUGGCUGUAUCUUAGGGCGCAGGUAGCACUUCCAUGAUCCCUCACAUGUUGGCAAGAAGCCACAGCUCCUCCAGCCCCCUUAUUGGUCAGAAGGCAGGGGAGGUAGUGGAAAGCUGAGGCCCCAUCCUGGCAUGUAAAAGGAUUACCCUUGUCCUCAGUGCUGUACUCUUAAGCCUGGUGUCUGCAUUGGAGAGGGGUGGGGAAGCAAAUCAUGGGCGCUCCUGGACUGGGAACCAGAAGGAAGGAGCUUGAAUAAUGGGCUGACGGACAUGGUAUGAACUGCAACAAGAUGGUGCAGGCUCUGUUGUGUGCCAGCCAGCUAUGUGUGUGCCUGGUAGGUGGUGGGGAAAAAAGGGUGCCUCUGCCUGCUUCUUCUGUGCUAGGCAUUUCUCAGGCAACAGGGCUUUUGCUCCUUAGCACCCGGAUGCCUGUUUCCAGCAGCUCCAGUAGAAUGGGAAGCAACAGCAUCUCCCUCAAUAAAGUGUUUGGAGGGUC